Trichomonas vaginalis G3 is the source of this 1395-nucleotide messenger RNA. Its product is annotated as thioredoxin-like family. Bases 1 to 1395 code for a protein of 464 amino acids. The transcript has a single exon. NCBI's taxonomy places the organism in Eukaryota, Parabasalia, Trichomonadida, Trichomonadidae. The record is from RefSeq and is a predicted model, not a curated record.
AUGAUUUCACUUUUCCUAUCUUUAUCACUUAGUAUUCUUAAGCGCACUGACUUUGAUGAAGCCAUGACUUAUGCUCAUAAACGUGGUAAAGUUUUUGUUUUAGCAAUUGACUCAGAUUCAUACAAUUAUCCCUUAAUUCUUCAUACUUUUACAAAUGUUGCUCACGAUUCUAAUGUUGAUGGACACUUUUUAAUUGUUGAUCUGUAUGAACAAGAUUUAGCUCCAAGCCAAUUUAACGCAAGUGAAUUUCCUUGUUUAUCUUUCUACCAAGACGGUGUUUUCUACAAGAGCCAUCAAGGACACUUCAGCCCAGAGUUCAUCACCGCUUUUGUCAACUCAAACAACUUCUCUCCAAUACCUUAUAUCGCAACUGAAGAUGGUCUCGUCGAAUUUAGGAAAACAGCUGCUCUCGGCUUCAUUGCCGCGGUAGAUGUACCCAGCCAGCACAUUAUUGACUUCAUGAAUACAAUGCAUCGUGAACAUUUCAAUGAAAUUACAGUUGCUUUUGCAAACCCUCAAAUUUUCGAUGAUAUGGGUUUCUAUCUCUACAGAUUUGAAGAUCAGAUGAUGUUUACACUUGGAGAUAUCGAACAUUUCGAUGCAGAGCAAAUUCUUCAAUUAAUUGUCGAUAGAUCAGUCCCAACGACCCACCAUCUUAGCGGAGAUAUUGCUAACUGGUUCUACAACAACAAGCAACCCUACAUUAUCUUGAAUUACGCUUAUGAAGGAUUUUAUAUCAACGAAGUUAGCGCAAGAGAAGCAGAUUACAUCUCCAGCGAAUGCGAAUUGAAUGUUACAUACUCCCAGCAAGGUGUUAACCCUAUUCCUGGCCAGCUUGGCAUUUGGCCUUCCAAAGAACCACAAAUGUGUAUCAUAGACAACUCCCGUAAGUAUUCUAAGCACUACUGCGUCGAUGGCGAACUCAACUCUGCCUCUGCAAUCGACCUUUGCAUACAAUGGAGAACAGGAAAAGCAAAGAAAUUGUAUAAGUCAGAACUUCGCAAAGGAAAGAAGAAAGCUAAGAGCGAAAUUGAGUCUAUUAACGCUUACGAGUUACAAGAUGAGAUUGCAAAGGCUGGAAAAUUAGUUAUCGGAAUUUAUUAUUCUGAUGAUACUUGUUUAAGGCCAUUGAAGCAGAUUUCCAAGGAAAUGGAAGGUCAGCCAAUCAAGUUCGUCCAGUUUUCUCUUGCAGCUAACGAUUGGAGUGGAGAUGAAGAAGUUGACAUAGCUCCACUGCCCCGUCUCGUUAUUUACAAUAGAGGAAAGCUGCUCCUGCAGACACAGCUUGCCAAUGAGACACAAAACACAUACGACCAAAUAACUCACGCGUUCUAUCAAUCGAAACUCGAAGAAGAAGAAAAGAGAGAGAACGAAGAGUUGCUUAAAGAUGACUAA